UUCAGACGCGUGGAGUUGGAAGGGUACGAAUCCCAUGAUCCGAAAUUGGACAUCCACCCCUGAAUUAGCAGCAAAGGGCUCAUCCCUUCAUUCACCUCGAGUUUAAUGCUUCCGGUUUGGAUCUUCAAUCAGCUCCUUUCCUUCCAGAUCUCGAUCUCUUUCUUCUUUCAUUUCAGUGACAUUCACUUCCUGCAAUUGACCUAUUCACCUCAUCAUGUCUUCCUCGGUCGCUGCUCCUGAGACCUCUGAGGCCCUCGACUUCUCGCACCAACUAGACGAGAUCUUCGGUCUCUCAAACAGCUCAACAGACACCUCGCCCACAGGGCUCUCCCUCUCUCUCUCAUCCGCGAGCCUUAUAGAUCACAAGCAAAAGGAACUUACUGCACUCGAGCGACGGCUGCGGGAUACAGAUCAGCGUCUUCAGCAGCGGCGCCAGGAGUACCGCAAGUCGCAAAUGAUCUCGGCUUCGCAGCUCGUGAACUUCAAUCUCGCAAAUCCAACCGUCAAAGUCGAGGAGAAUAGUGAGGUUGCGGUCAGGGAUCGGGACGGCCAGACAGAUCAGAUUGCGGUCCCUGCCACUCCAGCCUCCGCCACUACCCCUGCUACCACUACCACUACGACAAUAACAACGACUACAACUCCACCCAAAGACCUACCAAUCCAAGAGUCUAAGCCUGCUCCCACUCCUCGGACGAGCUCUCUAGGUUCAAACGGCAACACCUACACCCCUAGCCUUGCGCGAAAUCCGCAAGCGGGCACUCUCGCCCAACAACCCCUGGAAGAACAAGACGAAUCAUCAACCGCACCGCCGAUCCACAAUCCCAAGACUCGCCCAUCUUCUUCUGGCCAGUCCCCAUCCCCAGCAGCGCCUAGUACACAGACAGCUACUUCGCCGCAUACGCGAUCUCCGAGUACAGAUCUGGUUGGGCACUCGCGCACAUCUUCUAGCCGAAGCAUGAGCAGCGAUACGCCCGAUGGCAUAUCUUCUCGGAAAUCCAGCACAGGAAACUCCAGUUCUGCCGCCGCUGCAUUCGGCGGCGCGAUGAAAGGCCUUGGCUGGAAAAAACACAAACAGAUCCCAUCAGAGGGUAGCAGCACCUAUACCGACUCCACACUCAACACACCGCCGGACAGUCCCGGCUCGAACUCGCGCAAGGUGUCCACCUAUGGCCGCAAAAUGCGUAAUAUCAGCACCGGCUCGGCAUCCGACUCGAUCUCGCAAGCCGUGGCAGAAGGAAUCCGAUCGGUUCCAUUGAAUGGCUAUCAGAAUGAUACUGCUCCUCAUCAGCGAAGCUUGACGCUCGAAGACGAGGGCGCGAGUGCGGUUGGUGAUGCGGCGGACGAGAAGAGUUCUUCGCGAAAGGUCAGUCUUGGGAAGGGGGUUCCGGGGUGGAUGAAGCGAGGUCGUGUGAGCAGCAGUUCAAAGAACUGAGCCUUUCCCAAAAGCAUCUACGGAUCCAUAUGUAAAAGAGCU
This is a messenger RNA of Myxozyma melibiosi, 1474 nucleotides long. RefSeq lists its product as uncharacterized. NCBI's taxonomy places the organism in Eukaryota, Fungi, Ascomycota, Lipomycetes, Lipomycetales, Lipomycetaceae. The transcript has 2 exons. Bases 215 to 1432 code for a protein of 405 amino acids. The record is from RefSeq and is a predicted model, not a curated record.